UUCGGUGAAAAAUCGGCGAAGAAGUGCUUCAACUCCAGUGCAAAAUGGAAGGCAGACAAACGCCCAACAACGAAGAGCAGCUUGUUAUUUUCCUCAAGAUUAUACAAGGAAUACGGUUCCACCAGGAUAAACCCUCGCGGAAGAUUGCAUUGAUCGCCUCGCUGGAUCACACCACCCUGAACACAAUCAGCCGGCGUCCGAUCACACCGGGUGGCGGAUCGGCUUCCUUCAAUGCAAGCAUCGUCUGGGCGUGCGAUCGAUUCUCGGUGAAGCGCAUGAAAACCACAAACCAACCGAUAAAACUGGACUGCUUCGAAUCGCUACCCGACGGUCGCCGGUCCCUCGUGGGCAGUGUCGUUAUACCGCUCCGUUCCGUUCCGGUUGUUCCGUUGAUCAGGACGAAGCAAAUUCAACCUCGCUGGUAUCGACUGAUCGGGAUCGAGACUGAACGCUGGAGACAACGCAAACCGGAACUACAGCUCCUCGUCAUGAUCACCGAUCCUCGCUACCUGCAAACGGACGAUGGCAAGGAUUCAUCCACAGGCGACGAGCUGAGCGAGGAAAGACAGGAAACGACCAUCUUCACAAAUCCCAGCGCUACGCGGCUACCGGAGGCAGUUGAGCUGCUGGAAGAUCGUGGCCUAUUGCAAGUUGGCAACCGCGAUAAGGAUACCGAUCUGUUUCUGCUAGAAAUCGUACUCAAGUGUGGUCGACACCUGGACCGGCUGGCCCCGGGCGAAAACACAUUUCAGCUGCGCUACCGAUUGCUCGGUGACCAUUAUGGACCGGUGGCCGAAAGGAAGGAAAAAGGUUCGGCCGUAUUUACGGUGCAGGAGAAAAUAUCCAUCAACGUGCGCAGCUCAAUAGCAGCGCUGGGGCACUUUUUGUGCGAUGAUUUCAAGAUUGCGGUCGAUGUGUUGCGUGAAGAUCGUGAACGACUCGAGGGAGAAGACCCGGUGAGGACCCCCGUGGGAACGACGGUGAUUGACUUUGUAAAUUUUUUAGUGGAAAAGGAUCUGCCGGCAUUUAAGGAAAAAUAUGGCCCACAUAAUGACACGCUGGCGGCCGUACGCAUCUUCCCAAUUCAAAACAUCGAACGUCUUGAGGCAGAUGGAGGAACAGGUGAUCAAGGCGAUGAGCUCCAGGUGGAACCGUCGUUGAAGUGUAAGUUUUCUCUUCGGUUCCUGGGAAGCGAUAUUUCUUGUGCCGCAGAAGGAUCGAGUGAAAUCAAGCAGCCCACCUCCAGUCCAAUGGAUGAUGGCGAUUGCGAGAUGAUGGUUUUUAGUACGAUGCAGGAGAAACCGUCGAAAACAUCCAUUGAGGAACCAACAAAAGAUAUGGAAGCCCAGUAUUCAGAACCGAAACAUCCGACCGAGCAAACCAAAGAAACAAGCGAGCGACACGAGAAAGUCGAUAUCGAUACGAUCCUUUUAACCGCCGAACAGGAUUUGCGUGAUAUAAGACGCACCUUUGCCUUUUCUGUCGCUAUCGGUGGUGUUAAGUUUAACGUAAAUCCAUCGGCCGGCAUGUGGCAGUUAACCUUGCAGCACCCGAAGGCUGAUACACCGUUCACAAGGACUGUGCUGGAGCUACUCCCGGAAACGAUUGCUCCCUCGGAUCGUAUAGAGUUUGGCGAUGUGGCACUUAAGCUAUUGUUUUCCACCCUUCCGGACGGUAUACUUGCCACUAUCGGAUCCGAACCAUCAAAGCUAACACUUAACGGUCCCCACGGUCUCUACGCAUACGCCUGGUUGGACAACGGCAGUCUGCUCGUCGGAACACGCGAAAAGCGAUCGAGCGGAGUGGUAGUGUUGGUGAAUGAUUCGGGCGAAAGCAUAGCGAUCGCAUCCGUAACCUGUACCCUGGAGGAAGUGGGACUAAACUACAACAGCCAACUACGUCCCGCGCAACCAUCCCGAAAGCCUUCUUCGCACACCAUACCCUCCAAGCAAGGCGCAGCAUGCCAACAUCACACUACCGGACGACCGUUCGAUGAAACAAUCGCCUACUAUCUACUCGAGGAACAGAAAGAAUGGAUGCGCAAGGAGCGCGAACGGUUCGCACAGGAGCUGCGCGAAAAGGAGGUCGAACAUCUCGAGAAGCUAACCCGUGAUUGGAAGGCCAAGCAGAGCAGAGAUGAAAAACUGUUGGCCGAUCAUUUGGCACAUGCGGAAACCCUAGUGUCGACGCUGGAAGAAGCACGCCGUACUCUGGAAGGACGGUACCAUGGACCCGAGCACGAUGCGCGUGUACAACAGCAGGAGAACCAAUUUCAUCAGCAACUAACGGCGAUACGGGCCAAAGCAAUUCGAUUACAGCAGGAGGCCGAAUGCCAAAUCGAAGCAACGCGCAAACAGUGCCUAGAGAUGCAGGAUCAAUUGGCUGAACAAACGUACCAGCACCAGUUGCUUCUAGAGAAGAACCGCGCGUUGCAGAUGGAGCUUGACGAGGAGCGAGAGCGAUGGGCGAAGGAAGAGGAAGGAUUACGGCGAGCACUUGAUGAAACGGCACAAUCGAAGACCUACUACAAGGAGCAGUGGGCUAAAUUAACACGGGAGCUGCAUCAGCUGCGCCAGGAGCUUGCCGUCUCGCGCACACCGUACUACCAGUCCUCAACAUCCCUCGUCAAGCGACCUAAGAAACCCUCGCCGAGGAAAACUCCAUCCACGAUGACGAAUUUUGAACGCUAAUUGUGUCUCCAAAAAAAAUUUGUUCUCCCAAAAAAAACCUUAAAAUAAGAUGUGUUUUUGUACCGCUACUCUCUCGAUAAGACUGAUUUAGGAUGUAAAAGAAUAUGAUCGAAAUCGAGGGCAGUUUUUAAAUUGUUAAGCUAUUGUGAUACUUAGACGCCCAGUGUGU
Messenger RNA from Anopheles darlingi, 2859 nucleotides. RefSeq lists its product as uncharacterized. Gene Ontology annotation, biological process: centrosome cycle; interkinetic nuclear migration; positive regulation of centriole elongation. The transcript has 2 exons. Lineage: Eukaryota; Metazoa; Arthropoda; Insecta; Diptera; Culicidae. Gene Ontology annotation, cellular component: centriole; centrosome. The record is from RefSeq and is a predicted model, not a curated record. The coding region runs from base 45 to 2690 and encodes 881 amino acids.